Messenger RNA from Nothobranchius furzeri (turquoise killifish), 1986 nucleotides. It is a transcript of the gene vgll2a, whose product is annotated as vestigial-like family member 2a. The record is from RefSeq and is a predicted model, not a curated record. Gene Ontology annotation, cellular component: nucleus. NCBI's taxonomy places the organism in Eukaryota, Metazoa, Chordata, Actinopteri, Cyprinodontiformes, Nothobranchiidae. Gene Ontology annotation, biological process: regulation of transcription by RNA polymerase II.
UCCCUUUCCCUUCCCCUCCCUCACUGAGCCCGGCCGCAGUCCGGUCCUGUGCGUAAAGAGCGCAGAGCGCGCAGCAGAGUUGUGCGCAGCCCGGAUUACUGUUCCUCUCCGUCCGAACAGAGCUGCUCCCCCAUGAAGCUUGGUUCUUAUCCGUGAUUUCUUCGCCAUGAGCUGCCUGGAUGUGAUGUACCAAGUGUUUGGUACUCAGCCUUAUUUCAGCUCCUACAGCCCCUAUCAUCACCAGAAACUGGCUUUAUAUUCCAAGAUGCAAGACCCCCAGGAGAGCGGCAGCCGGCUCGGCCCCCCGGGGCCCCUGGCGAUCAAAGAGGAGGAUAAGGAGCUGCCACCAGGCGCUGAGUACCUGAGCUCCCGCUGCGUCCUCUUCACCUACUUUCAGGGCGACAUCAGCACUGUGGUGGAUGAACAUUUCAGCCGAGCCCUCAGCCAGGCGACUGCGUACCCGACCUCGAGCAGCCACAAGGCAGUGAGAGACGGAUCUUUUCCGAUGAGCCAGAGAAGUUUUCCUCCGUCGUUUUGGAACAGCUCCUACCAACCCUCCGUCUCCUCCACUCUGGGCAGCGCCCUCUCCUCUCCCCACACAGAGCUCUCCUUCGCAGGAGAUCCGUACUCCUCCGCCUCCCUUCAUAGCCACCUCCACCAGCCCAGCCCAGACUCCUGGCACCCGUCACAUCACCAUCACCAUCACCACCACCAUCCUUACUCACUAGGGGGCACCAUCAGUACUCAGACUUCAGCCUAUCCUCGCCCGGGGGUCCAUGAGAUGUACGGCACGGCGUUCGACCCGCGUUACGGAUCGCUGCUGGUGCCGUCGGUGAGGUCGCACCACCGCCUGUCAUCUGGCAGCUCAGUGCCAGGUCCAAGCUCCUCGCCCUGUGACCUUGGGGGUAAGGGAGAUUCAGGAACGGGAUCAGCCUGGAGCGGCGCCUUUAAUGGAGCCGGAACCGAAAUCGGACUCAACGUGGAUGCAGGUCUGCAGGCGCAGGAAAAGAGCAAGGACUUAUACUGGUUUUAGAGACUUUUUCUCCUUCCUCUCUGCUUUUUCCCCCCUCCACUCCUGCUCUGCUCUGUGAUAAAUCAAUGAGAAAACUUUUUUUUUUUUGGUGUAACAGCUUCUGGUCUGCUUGCAGCUCUGUGUUACGGUGGACUGUGCAGCACUGUGCAGCCCUGCUGAGCUGAACGCCGACCGCGUGGAUACAAAACAAGCGUGGAAACAAAAGUAGUCUCGCAGAGAGGAGGGAGGGAAUCCGAUCUGGACGGACACGGACAAAGACAGGAGUCUUUGUGCUUCUGAAACAGGCAGGGACGACAUUCCUAAACUGGAAAACGUCUGGGGACAGACGGACAGAGACAUGUGCUACAUUAGACUCCAAGGAGGAGCUCUUGAAGGGCUUGGCAGGACCUUCCUGACAACUGGGUUCAGACUCUUGGGAGCGUGUUAUGGCUGCACGAGGAGCACCGGUGGGUGUCGAAGAGGCCAAAUCUGGCCGAUGAUGAAGGCAGGAGGAGUGGAAACUCUUUAGUUUACAUGUUCCACCUCAACACGGCGCUGAUUAAACGAUCAUGAUCCGUUUGAAACCCCUGACUUUAAACCUUAUCUGUGUUUUUAUUGUGAUGAGGUUUGAAAAUGCUUUCAGGAUUAAGCAUGCUCCUUCUAAAUCCUGUUUUGUGAAUGUAAGAAAAGGACUUUCACUAAUAAAUCCUUUUAGAUGGAUUAAAAUCAUGGUGGGAAAAACAAAAACAAUCAAACCCGGAUGUAAAACAUAAAAAUACACUGAUAUAAUCUAUAAAAACGCACCAUGUGACUGUACCGUACAUCCUCUAUGCUGCUAUUAGUUUAACAGAUUUAAAUCUGAACACGUUCACCUGUUAAAACAUUAAAGAUUCAGCAUCUGAAACUAAAGUUUUCUGAAUGAGGUUUGUUGCUUUAAAAUGAUGAAUUAGGUAAUUAAAAAAAACAUAAAAUAA